AUGAGCAGGCUCUCUGAUCAGCAGUUGCGAGCACAGUGGCUCAGCAAGGCGACCCCUGACCAGCGCCAACAGUGGUUCAACAAGGCGCCGCCAGAUCAACAACAAUGGUUCCGCCAAAUACAACGUGUUAGACAGCAACAAGGACAGCAGCAGCAAGUACCGCGCGAGAGCAAAUGCGGCCCGGAGCCCUUCUAUCAACAGCCUGAACGGAGCAAGGUCGUCUACCUCAAGCCCACUCGCUGGUCCCUCAACGAUGGCCACCUCGGUGACUACCGCUUCGCCUCCGAGCACGACAGCAGUGCGAGCAUCGAAAAAUGCAUCCUCACCUAUGCGAAACGAAAAUACAGCGACGCUGGGCGCCGCCUCACGUAUUCCUAUUGUGCCACGCUCGAUGCAGUCACCGAACGCUAG
Messenger RNA from Alternaria conjuncta, 411 nucleotides. RefSeq lists its product as uncharacterized. Lineage: Eukaryota; Fungi; Ascomycota; Dothideomycetes; Pleosporales; Pleosporaceae. The transcript is spliced from 2 exons. The coding region runs from base 1 to 411 and encodes 136 amino acids. The record is from RefSeq and is a predicted model, not a curated record.